UGGUCGUAAGAAUAAACCGAACAUAAGGUACCUACCUUACCACGGCCAGUACAUCACACCAUGGGUGUAUAUAUUCUGCGGUCUUUCCCAACCACAAUGAGCGACAUUGAAUUGUCCGUGUUCGGUUUUUCUUACCAUCGUUCGGCGAGCCAGUUUCUAUUAAACUUCUCCCGUCGGGCUGCCCCCUUCCUUCCUCACACCAAACACAUCAAUGUCCAUUUUCUUGAGAUACACCGGGAAGUCUGCCCCACGAAAGGCCUUCUCCGGCUUAUUUUCGCGCCAAAUGUCACUAUUUGACCGCUAUGACAGAUGGAAAAGCGGCGAGUCGCCAUCCGUCAACAAACCUUACCCCGACGACCAUGAGUCUCGCGCUGCAAUACGCGGGGAGCGUCUUCCCAGUUGCUUCACACGCGGGCUCGACCUUUGCACCAUCCAUGGCAUACGACACAACGAUGCAUUUGCCAGGUCUGAAGCAGUUGUGAAGCUUUGCGAGACCUCUGCGGACAAACGCUAUGCUAGGGCACGCAAUGCCCGGCUUAUCAUGAGCAACGAGGUCCCGGAUAUGGCGACGGAUGAUGUCAAGCCCUACUGUUUCUGGCACCCCGACACUGCCAGAGAAGAGACAUACCGACGUUUGGCAAAGCGCUAUCCCGACAUGGCAUAUACCGUUGGUCGGGCAUGCGCUGUGGCGGGAUAUGACGGAUUGUAUCAUGAACUUGACAUCCUUCCGAUAGAUAACUCGGCGGCAAAAGCGGGAUCCAAGGCCAUCUUUGAGCACAUCAUGAAACAACCAGUUUGCUACGCCGUUUUGGACGAUUACACCAGGUCUGUCCACCACAAAAACCCACGGUCACCGGCCUUUAUGAACGGAGAUACCGCCGUCCGAUCAACACUGAAUGGGACAGUCGCCCCGGAGGACAUGGAUGAUGAUAGCGGGCUUGUCCCGGAUGUCGGCUCUUUCGACAUCGACGAGGACGGCCACGUUGCCGAGGCCUCGACACACGCAUCGUCCUUCCCGUCACAAGGAACGCUGCCUGCAGAACACGUCGGACUGCUUUAUACGCCUCUGCCCUUGCAUCUGCCCACCAUCAUCAAAGAUCCGUUGAUCGUUAUGGCGGCUUAUGAAGGGAACCUGGACCGCUAUCUUCGCUUGCGUCGGCCCCAUAUGGUCGAGCAAGAGCAUGGAGCCGUCCUUCGCGGCAUAUACCACAACACUACCUUCGCCAAGUGGUGGUCGCUUCAGGCACGGGAGGAGUGGGAUUUUGAUAUCCGAGCGGCCACUCUCGCACGCUUCAUCAUGGUCAAUGACUUGUCGCACAUCACCGAAACAGAUCCACAUCCAGAAAAGGAGUUUCACGAGAUACCUGGAAUGAUAUGGUGGCCCCUUAUUCCUGCCGAGGAAACGCUGGCAGUCCUCGCCAAACGUCGUCCGGAUAUGCACCUUCAAGUAGCCAUGGCCUGCAUUGCCGGCAACUACAAGGAGUUGUGGGACAAGUUGGCACCCAAGCCGUCCAGACAGCUGUAUGAACAGGCUUCGCUAUGCCACGAUGCUAGCGUUCGCAACCACUUUGUCGACUAUCUCGAGCGUCGUGCUUCUGAGCUUGGAUUGGACGUCAAGGCCCUUAAGGAGGUGUACGGACUUCCUGCUCACGACUGGUGCUGGAAUGCGGCGAGACUCGACAAGGAGCCCACUAGCUGCUGGUUGCCCAGUGAGAUUAGCAUACCGGGGCAAAGCGGCCAUACUGACACGGACAAUGUCUACGGAACUCCCGACCAGACCAAUUUGGCUGAGUGGGAUUCCAACUGGGAACUCCAUAUAUGUUCAUCAGAGGAGCUGAGGGCCAAAAUACCGGCUUCGGAGUCUGGCAUUUGGCUGUACAGUAAAAACCCCCAUUCCGACUGGGCAAAAAUGUUUCCAAACGAGUAACACCCCCUGUAAUUGCAGCAAUAUCACGGACCCCUUUUAGGAGAAUAGUGAAUACCAAUAUGAUCAUAUACCUACUUUUCAAGUUUUGGGCUUCUUUUGUGCUUGUAGUCUUCAAUUACAGGGAAGUGUCGUAGUCAG
This is a messenger RNA of Neurospora tetraspora, 2065 nucleotides long. RefSeq lists its product as uncharacterized. NCBI's taxonomy places the organism in Eukaryota, Fungi, Ascomycota, Sordariomycetes, Sordariales, Sordariaceae. The transcript is spliced from 2 exons. Bases 212 to 1927 code for a protein of 571 amino acids. The record is from RefSeq and is a predicted model, not a curated record.